Molecule: messenger RNA, 1295 nt
Organism: Triticum aestivum (bread wheat)
Lineage: Eukaryota; Viridiplantae; Streptophyta; Magnoliopsida; Poales; Poaceae
Exons: 6
Coding region: 360-1280 (306 amino acids)
Source: RefSeq, a predicted model, not a curated record
UGAGGUUGAAGACGAUGUGGUUAUUUUCAGAAUUAUCCCCGUAGUUUAUUUUUAUUCUAUAUCACCUAUCUGGACGGCGCGGAAGGACUAAAAGGUCCAAAUUGACUAGCGCACAGCGUCGGCUUCUCCCGUCACCUGAUCCACACCCGGGGCAACAGCAACCAAAUCCGGUGGGCGGACGGGGAACUUGAGGACGGAGGAUGGCGGUGGAGUUCCCCAUCACCUUGCGGGAGCUCUACACGGACGCCAUCACGAACUGAAUUUCAGAUUUGGCAUUAGGAGUUGCUAAUAACUCGAAGGGAACAAGGAAAUUGUUGGCUUUCUUCAAUACAUCCAACCAAUAGAAUUUUAUAUCAACCAUGGCUGAGCAGGCAAGAGCAGAUUUUGCAACAAAGCUCUCGCUACGGAAAUUCAUGGCGACGGCGCAGCAUGUAACUCUAGAUCAAAGGCAGCUUGCCCGUAGCAUGGGCCUGGAUCAUCUGCUUGACCUAAAAUGUGAUACUCUGCCGCGCGGUGUCGUUCAUUAUCUGGCAUCAAACUUUGAUGUACCCUCAAGGGCUAUUGAACUCCCCAAUGGGUUCAAGUUCACAAUCACACCCUACUGCAUACACCAGGUCCUGGGGAUACCACUUGGCGGAAAAACCAUAGAGAAGAAGCAAAACCCAGCACUUAGAUCACUGAUUGCUCAGCAGACAAAAUGCAAAGGAAACUACCCGACCAUAAACGAGCUGGAUAACUUGAUACAACCUGGGCUAGAUGGAGAUUCAUUCAAAAGGAUUUUCACAAUGUAUGCGCUCACCGUGCUCCUCUGCUCUUCAAGCCAUGGGGCUGCUAGUCCAGAUUACUACCACAUUCUGGAAGACCCUGAACAGAUUGGCUCAUUCGACUUCUGCACGGCUGUCCUUGACAAGCUUGUGGCGUCAAUUGAUAGCUACAAGGCUGGAGCCACAACGGUGCUCGGCGGGGAUCUCUUAACACUCACGAUCAUAUACUUUGAAUUUCUUGACACCGACAUCAUGCCGGUCACAAGCAAGCGGCCACGGAUUUCACUUUGGACGUCUGAAAUUGUAGCAGAAUAUGAAAGGCGGGACUGCACAAGCAGCGAUAAAUUGCUUUACGGCAGGCUCCCGACAAAGCAUGUGUCGGAAACACCCUUCGGUCAAAUCAACACACAGUCAAAAGUCACACUAGGUGCCUCGUACGAUGAACUCCUGCAGUUCACCCUCUCAAUUGUUCCAGAGGAAAACCACCAGAUGGUAUUUUUUUACUUUUGUCUUUAGAGGUGCAGCAUGCAG